This is a messenger RNA of Crotalus tigris (Tiger rattlesnake), 1119 nucleotides long. It is a transcript of the gene PERCC1, whose product is annotated as proline and glutamate rich with coiled coil 1. Lineage: Eukaryota; Metazoa; Chordata; Lepidosauria; Squamata; Viperidae. The transcript is spliced from 2 exons. The record is from RefSeq and is a predicted model, not a curated record. Bases 102 to 926 code for a protein of 274 amino acids.
GCAGAGGGGAUUAUCUGCAGAGAUCAGCAGCUGACUCCCACUUUUUCUUGGCCUUUCUUUGAUCCAGAAAGUCAAGCAUUUGAACAGCAAAGAGGAAAAAGAUGGCAGCUGGGGUGAUACAAGCUCUAAGCAAGUUCAGGCUACCCACCGAAUUCCAGUAUCCAUUUCUGACCUCCCUAGCUGGCCAGGAGAUGAGCUUCCAGUAUUUAUCCGGAGAAGAAGACACGGAGGAGGAAGAGGAAGAUGAGACAGAAGAGGAAGGAAGGGAAGACAUGGACUUAGAAGAAGAUCUGAUGAGUUCUGUCCACGAAGAUGCUGCCAUGGAAGCCAACCCCAGCGUCAAUAACACUAAAAAGACAAUGCAGCUCCUCCAAUUUGCCGAACGCAUCAGCCACGACAUCCAGAGGUAUUUUGGCAAGAAGAACAAAGAGCAGGAAGAUGAGGAAGGGAUGGAGGGAAGCAGCUGCAACACUUACGAGGACUUCUGCUCCCUACCACUGUCAGGACAAGUGAUGUCCUACACAGAUCUGACCAGGAUUUCUCAGCGCGAGGAGACUGAUGAUGAAGAAGACUUUUCUGACCCCCACAAGACUUUUGAGCAGCUCUGGAGUGAGAAAGGCAAAAAGUUGGGCCCCCUGGCUGAACUUUUUGAGUACGGUCUUUGUAAGUAUCUUCAGCGACAUCUCUCUCCUGAUAAUAAGAAACGGAUGAGGCUGGAGAGGAAAUUUGGAUAUGUCACCCCCAUGCAGAGCAGAAAGCUACCUCAGUCCUUCUGGAGGGAGCCAACGCUCAGCCCCAUAGGUACCCCAAGUGGCAAUCCUCCAGACUUUAGUGAUCUACUGGCGAACUGGACUUCUGAAUCUGGUCAGGAGGAUCUGAAUGCCAGCCGAGAGCAGCUUGGUGAGAUCACCAGUGAUGGACACUAAGAAGCCUUCCUUUCUCUCAUUGGUUCAACGUGCACAUUGCUAAAUGCAUCUUCAGAGAAAUGUUGCCCUCCACCAGUACAGAUAGUCCUUGACUGACGACGACAAUUCAGCCCAAAACUUCUGUUGUCACGUGAGACCCUUGUUAAGUGAGUUUUGCCCAGUGGUGGAAUUCAAAUAUGUGAACAACCAGUUC